AUGGUCUAUCCCAUGGAAAUCUAUACCGACGGUGGCUGCAGGGGCAACAGGCGACCGGGAGCAAUAGGAGCCGCUGCCGCCGUUUUUAAGACAAAGUAUGGAAAAUAUCGUGGCCGGAUAAGAGUAUUGCCAUCAUACCCUCCACCUACAAAUCAGCGUGCCGAAAUCACUGCCAUCAUUGUGGCACUGGAGGAAGCGCUGGCCAAGUUUCGAAAGCUAGACACCAAUCCACACCUAGAUGUCCGGGUCUAUUCUGACUCUAGAUAUGCGUUUGAAAGAGGAGGGAAGCGUCGAGUCUGGAUUCCGAGAGAGGAGAACGAGAUUGCCGAUCGAUUUUGCAACGAGGCCAUGGACGAACAAUAA
This is a messenger RNA of Penicillium daleae, 363 nucleotides long. Its product is annotated as ribonuclease H-like domain-containing protein. The coding region runs from base 1 to 363 and encodes 120 amino acids. NCBI's taxonomy places the organism in Eukaryota, Fungi, Ascomycota, Eurotiomycetes, Eurotiales, Aspergillaceae. The transcript has a single exon. The record is from RefSeq and is a predicted model, not a curated record. Gene Ontology annotation, molecular function: RNA-DNA hybrid ribonuclease activity; nucleic acid binding.